AUGGACAAUUCGAAGCUGUAUUAUUCCAACUCGCUUCUUAGUACUUACUUAAAGGGGAGCAGCGAGGACCUCACGCGGGUGGGGACGGAGCUGUCGGCGGUGCAGGCGCCGGCGAUUCCUGAGAUUGCUAUAGUGCCGCCUGAAGACGGUAGCCCUGAGAGUGGAAAGUCCAAUACGGUGGUUUCUCCUAGGGGCUCUAUAUACUCUGAGAGCUCUAGCUUUAACUCGCUAUACUCGUCGGUUUCUAAUCUUUCUGACGAUACUGAUCUUGAAAGUGUGAAGCUUAAAUUGGGAGAGUUCGAUACCAAGCCGAAGGGAGGGAAACUACGGAAACUACGGCACUUGUUCAAGUCAGAGAAGGUUGAACGGGAGGAAGAUGAGGAAGAUGAGAAUGUGCUCUUCUUUCGCCACGCGUGUGGGUUCCUCAAGACGAGCUUCUAUGACUAUAAGACGAACGAGACGUUGAAGGUGCUGUGGAGUGAGGCGUGUGAGGUGUUUUUGUUUGGCGAUAAGCUUCUGGUGAUCUUGCCGUCGCUGGGUGAGCUUCUACGGUUUAUUUUGGAAGCGUCGUUUGAGUUGGGCGAGGUGAAGUUUUCCAACUUGAAUAAGUUCCAUACGCCUGAACCGUUUGUGCCUGAGCAGUUACUUCAAGAUGCACUUCCAGCGAUCCACGACUUUAACCAUGUUUUGGAUUUAUACGCGGAGUCAAAAGCAAACGCUCAAAGACCAGAACUCUACGAAAAGCUCAUUCGUGACGCUAACCGCUCAGACGGGCUCUGCGUACCUCUUGCAAUCGCCAUGUUUGGUAACUGGUUGCUUUCAUACAAUAAGAGCGACGACGUGGCCAACAAUUACGACAAUGUGCUUAUUCUUAACUACUUUAGGAAAGCCGCUCGUUUGGCCAUGGCGCUCCGCAAGUUGACGCCAGAACUUGAACCGGCAGUGGAGAGCUUCCCACCUCAGGAACAGAUCCUUUUAAAACGGUUCCUCAUAAAGGACACUAACAACGCUCUUGCACUAAGUCUACACAGCUUGGGCGAGUACUAUCAACAUAUUCAUGACCAUAAUGUCGCCGUGACGCUCUGGGAGCUCAACUGUCACCUCACGGGAGACCUCGAAAGCGGGAACCUAGCCAUUCUAGGCCUCACUAACGGAUACGGGUUUGGCAACAAAAUCAAAGAGCAUAGCCAUAUUGGCAAACGGUCCAAGACCAACAAGUUCAAUACGAAACGUCGUAUUGCUCAUGUUUACCGGAUACUUCUCAAACGACCCGACUUCAAUGAAUACGGCGUUUCUUGGGCCACCAAAGAAAAAUACGACUAA
Candidozyma haemuli is the source of this 1323-nucleotide messenger RNA. RefSeq lists its product as uncharacterized. The transcript has a single exon. NCBI's taxonomy places the organism in Eukaryota, Fungi, Ascomycota, Pichiomycetes, Serinales, Metschnikowiaceae. The coding region runs from base 1 to 1323 and encodes 440 amino acids. The record is from RefSeq and is a predicted model, not a curated record.